CGCGUUGGCAAUUUCCUAAACAGUUUACCCACAGAUGGUUUGACGUUCUGGUGGUGUGUGCGUUACAGUGGAUGUAAGUUACAGUUUGCUAGAAGACUUGCCGAGAAAGCCUACAACCGGACCGUCAUUUGACAUGCCCAGGCUGCCCAGCCAUGGAAACAGAGAUGAUCCCCAAAUUCCCUUCAAAGGACGAAGAAAUUAAUUACUGGAAGUUGCUAUCCCUUAAAUACAAGGAAAGCUGCCAUGACGCCCAGGAGGAGCUGCAGGAGUUCCAGGAGGGCAGUAGAGAGCUGGAGGCUGAGCUGGAGGCCCAGCUGGUCCAGGCGGAGCACCGCCUCCGAGACCUGCAGUCGGAGAACCAGAGGCUGAGGAACGAGGUGGACAACCUCAAGGAGAAGCUGGAGCAGCAGUACGCCCAGAACUACAAGCAGGUGUCGGUCCUGGAGGACGACCUGGGCCAGACGCGCAGCAUCAAGGAGCAGCUGCACAAGUACGUGCGGGAGCUGGAGCAGGCCAACGACGACCUGGAGCGGGCCAAGAGGGCCACCAUCGUGUCUCUGGAGGACUUCGAGGGCCGCCUGAACCAGGCCAUCGAGAGGAACGCCUUCCUGGAGAGCGAGCUGGACGAGAAGGAGUCCAUGCUGGUGUCUGUGCAGCGGCUCAAAGACGAAGCACGAGAUCUGAGGCAGGAACUGGCCGUGAGAGAGCGCACCACGGACAGGAUGUCAGCGCCCAGCUCGCCCACCACCGACAUCCACAAGAUGGAGUCGCCCGUGCAAGCCUCCCUCUCGCUCCCCGGCACGCCCGUGGGCCCGAGCCCCCCUUUCGUCAGCCCUCAAGUGUUAACCAACGGCUGUGGCAACACCGCGCUCACGCCCUCUGCUCGGAUAUCGGCGCUCAGCAUUGUGGGCGACCUUCUACGUAAAGUGGGUUCGUUGGAGUCGAAGCUGGCGGCCUGCAGGAACUACGCGAAGGACCAGCAGGCGAGGAAGAGCUACAACCCCACCAGCAACGGGACGCUGCUGAACAGCAACGCCACCAAGUUCCCCCACUCGCUACACACCACCUACCUCGACAAAACGACUGUGAACGGCUUAGAAUCGCUGACGUCCAUGGCUCCUUCCAGAGCGGUGUCUCCGCCUGGCAUGCUGCCACUCAGCGUGUAAGACCCGCCCAGCACCCCCACCACAGCCACGCCCUGGACCGGCUCCAACCUUCCCCCCGCAGAAUGAGAAUAGACGGGACACUUAAGUGUGUGUGUGUGUCUGUGUGUGUGUGUGUGUGUGUGUGGGGGGGGAGCGCGCGCGGACUCUUUUUGAUUGUGCGGUUUAAUCUAAGACACCUUGGAUACACAUGAGUCAAUGCCUCUCUCAGCCAUAGAAGCAUGGCUGAGUAGGUUUGCAAGCUAGUAGUGUGUGUGUGUGUGUGUGUGUGUGUGUGUGUGUGUGUAUUAACCUCUCCGUACACAGGCAUGCGCCCGUCAGCUGGGCUGCACGCUGUCUGCUCUCUCUCUCUCUCGCUCGACCUCUGCUCUGAAGCAGUUCAAUGAUUAACUUGUUCAUUUUGUUCAUCGAGGAACCUCUACACGCGACAAGGAUCUUAAUUGCAGCUCUCCCAAUGUUUUGGUUCCACUUACUUUCACUUUAAUUGCACAGUUUAAACUCAUUUCAAUUUAGAAUGUAUUUAUGAAGGGUUAUGUUCAGAGUUUAUCUUAUAAUAUCUAAGUGAGCGUUGCGAUUUAUUCUUGUCUGUGUUCCCUAACAAGCCAGCCGGUACAUGCGUUAAAUGACCGAACGGUUGGAACUCGUGUAGCGACAGCACGCCCAUGGGUCGUUUCUACUGGAUGGGGCCUGGAUGGUGAUGUUCAGAUAUGUGCUGGUUCUGUAUUAGGAGGGAUCUCUCACAAUGUUUCUUUGCUCAAGUUUUGUUUUCUCUAUGGUUGGCCAUUGACGUUUCAGGGAGCAGUUUUUUGGUUAUGCCGUGUGUCGGUUUGUGGGCCUGCUCACUCUAUUCUGUAAGCCUGACUAACAGGAUUAUGUUAAGCAAGCGUUUAACAUUUCAUUCGUUGUACCGUUUUCUAUACUGUCUUGACAAACCGUAAGUUCACUGUAAUACCUCUCCUGGCUUGUUCCGUUGAUGUUGCCUUCAGUUUACAUCCGCAAGCUAGAUUUAAAUCCUGUUCUCAUUUUCGGAAAAUGCAAAACGUUAAUUUGCCCUUAGCGGAAAGUGAGUGCUAGAAUUUCCACAUUUUGGAACGAAGACUGAAAGGCUCCAGAUGGACCCGUUGGUAUGGCUCCAUGUAAAGACUGCUCACCGGUUGUCUUGGGUUGUCACAUAUGUAUAUACUGACCUUUGCUAUUUAGCUCCUAUUUAUUUCUGUUACUGAAUUGCAUGUUUGAAACAUUUCUUCUGAAUUUAACUUUUUGCACAGUGGUCAGAUGUUAUAUUCUAGGCUUGUUUGUCAAAUGUUUGUCUAAUUUGGUUAAAUAAAGUUUUGAGAACAUACGUUGAUGCAUUAAUGUAUUUUUGGUUGAAUCACUAUUUUUUUUUUAUUGAAAAAGAUGUAACAAAUAUAUCGGGAGUGAAAAAGUGUAGUGAUUAAUUUGGGGAUAUAGAGGUGUCUGUCUUGCUUUUGUAAAUCUUGACAUGUGUUCCUUAAUGACAUUUGAGUGCUAUGGUAAAGUGACUAUACAUAGUAACUCGAUUUAUACAAAACUAUUGGCAGUUGUGGAUAUUCGUAUGGACUUGAUAUUGCUUUUUUUUUACAUGCAUCUUAAGAAGCACUUUUGUGAAUUUCACCAGUGCUCCAUUCUACACCUCCAUUCUAGCGCUCCAGUCAAUCAGACUUUCUGCUUCAUAUCCAGCUUCUUCUCAAUCUCCUCUCGCAAAUUGUUCUUCUUGAUCUUAAAAAAGAAUAAAGAGAAUGAUUCAACCUUCCCAAAACACCACACACAUACACACUAAAUACAUGGUAUUAAAAGACUCCUAAGCAUCUUACCUUUCCAGAGACGGUCAAAGGAAAGCUAUUAACAAACAUCACAUAGUGGGGGAUCUUGAAGUGAGAGAUCUAAAGGGGAAAUAACAUGUUUUAAGAGUUUACUAGUGAAUGGCCAUACCCCAGUUAUCAAGAUGCCACCUACCUGCCCCUUGCAGAAGUCUCUAAUCUCCUCCACACUCGAUGUCUGGCCGUCCUUCAGCUUGAUGCAGGCACACACCUGCUCGCCCAGCCUCUCGUCUUUCACGCCUAUCACCUGGGUAACCAGAGGUAGUGGAUUACAACACCUGGCACGUCGAUCCUGAUACACUAAACACGUAAAUAAUGAAUAAUCGAUUUACAUGUCUGUUAAACUUUCGUGGACGUCACAUUAAUCAUUAACACCUAGAAACUCUUGGAUCGUGAUGCUCAUUGAAGCUUAUCUGAUUCUAGGUCGGGGUGUUGUCUGUGUGUUUGGCGCCCCCUAGCGUCUGAC
Gadus chalcogrammus (walleye pollock) is the source of this 3470-nucleotide messenger RNA. It is a transcript of the gene ndel1b, whose product is annotated as nudE neurodevelopment protein 1-like 1b. Bases 153 to 1166 code for a protein of 337 amino acids. The transcript has 9 exons. Gene Ontology annotation, biological process: regulation of neuron projection development; vesicle transport along microtubule; establishment of mitotic spindle orientation. The record is from RefSeq and is a predicted model, not a curated record. Gene Ontology annotation, molecular function: microtubule binding. NCBI's taxonomy places the organism in Eukaryota, Metazoa, Chordata, Actinopteri, Gadiformes, Gadidae. Gene Ontology annotation, cellular component: kinetochore; kinesin complex; centrosome.